UCAUCUGUGUUUAAAUCCAGAGCGGUGUCUGGAAGAUCACGAGCUGGUGGUGUCGGUGAAGGCCUGCAUGCCUCCAGAGAGCAAGUUCCUCUUCAGGAAGAACUACGCCAAGUAUGAGUUCUUCAGAAACCCACUGAACUUCUUUCCGGAGCAGAUGGUGGCUUGGUGUCAGGAAUCGAAUGGCUCUAUCCCACAGUCCCAGCUUUUACAGAAUUUCUUGAAUUCCAGCAGCUGUCCAGAGAUCCAGGGCUUCCUUUAUAUGAAAGAGACGGGCCGCAAGUCCUGGAAGAAGCUCUACAUGUUCCUGCGUCGUUCUGGACUCUACUACUCCACUAAAGGAAUGUCAAAGGAACCAAGACACCUGCAAUUACUGUCAGACUUGGAGGAGAGCAAUAUCUUCACUGUGAUGACGGGCAGAAAGAUGCACAAUGCGCCCACAGACUACCAAUUCUGCAUUAAGCCCAGUAAGGGCAGGACUGAGCUGAAGGAGCUGAAGAUGCUUUGUGCAGAGGAUGAUCAGAGCCGCACAUGCUGGAUGACUGCUUUUAGACUGCUCAAGUUUGGAAUUCUGCUAUAUCAGAACUACAAGACCCCCCACCAGAGGAAGACCAUAUCAAACUUCACCACACCUGUGCGGAGUGUGUCCGAGAACUCGCUGGUUGCGAUGGAUUUCUCUGGAAGGACUGGUCGAGUGAUUGACAACCCGGUGGAGGCUCAGAGCGCUGCGAUGGAGGAGGGACACACCUGGAGAAAGCGGAGUCAGAGAAUGAAUAUUUUGGGAAGCCCCAGUCCUUUACAUCCCUCGCCGUUAAGUUCAGUGAUUCACAGGACACAAUUAUGGUUCCACGGCCGCAUUAUGAGAGAGGAAUCCCACAGGAUGAUUAUGCAGCAGGGCCAAGUUGAUGGGUUAUUCCUGUUGAGAGACAGCCAGAGCAACCCAAAAGCAUUCGUUCUCACUCUUUGCCAUCAUCAGAAGAUUAAACACUUCCAGAUUUUACCUUUUGAGGAGGAUGGCCAGGUGUUUUUUAGCCUUGAUGACGGCUCUACCAAGUUCACCGACCUGAUCCACUUGGUAGAGUUUUACCAGCUCAACAGGGGGAUCCUGCCCUGCAAACUCAAACACCCCUGCACCGUGGUGGCCUUAUGACCCCCCUCCUCCUGAAACCUGCAAGCAACACACACACACACAGAUGUAACUGAAAAAACUGGAUUUUUAUUUCUUUUUUUUUUUGUUGUUUAAUUUCUGUUUUCUUUUUAUUUCAUAAAUAAGCUGACGCAACCCACGGGCAUGAAAACAAGUCAUUCUCACAGCUCUGGGAUUAGCACGGAAACUUUUGGGAAUAAUUAUGGGACAGCUUUCCAGGAUGCCCUGUCCUUUGGUUUUGACAAGGGUGCCUGUGUUUUUUGUUUUUCAACAGUCUCUGUGGUGAUUAUCAUAAGCUUUCAAUGAAUUCAAGAUGACUUCAUCAUUCAGGACAUGACACUAAACACCCCCUCCCCCUAUAAACUGAUCAGAUCAGGACAGUCAUUUUGUGUGGUGUGUCUGCAAGGACUUGCAAUUGCAAAGAGUUACUUGAUGACGAUUGAUAUGUAUUAUGUUGUUUCCUACCUGAACAUUUUGCACUCUCGAGCUGAACACAGGUGAUCCGCUUCAUCCUGAGCUUACCGCGACAACUGUUACCCAUUUGCCUUCCUCCUACCGUUCACCUUUGUUUCAUUUUGUCAAUGAUAGGAUUAGUACAGUGGAAAAUUGCAGUUAUGACCAUUUGAGGUGACACUUUCUCGGUGACAGCCAAAAAAAAUACACAAAAACCCAGUUUUAAUACAUCACAGCUAGGAGAGACUAGCCACAAGGGGUAGCAGACUUGCACUUCAAAAAAAAAAUUAUACUUGAUCGCUAAAUGCUUUACCAGCAUAAGAGUUAGUUACGUUUGGAGUUCUAAUCAAGCUUUGCCUUAAAGGAAUGUUCUAGGUUAAAUAUGACUUAAGCUCCGUCAACAUUACCUGUCGCAUGCUGUUGAUCGAAAAAGAAAAUGGAAAGAGCAACAACAGCCAUAUCUUAUUAAUUUAAGUUUAUAUGAGGUAAAAAAAAAACUUGUUUUGUAAGUGGAUUUCAAUCAAUAUAUUAGUUUUUUAAUUAGUUUCAGACAAUUAGUCAGACAAGUGUUUCCAUCGUAGCCUAAAGGGACAGUUCAUUCAAAAAUUUAAGUUGCCGUAAUGUGUCAAAAUUGUCAUCCUUGUGUAUUAAGAGACUCAAAACAUGAAACUAUUAACUUUUUAAAAUAAAUUUUUGCCAAAUUUCGAAAUUUAUAUAUGAUAUAUAAAUCAUAUAUAAACUUGUAAACUUGUUUAUAUGUGAUUUAACUCAAAAAUUAGUAUUAGAAUUUACUUCACAAAGGUUAACAAUCCAUAAUCACAAUCUGUUCAUUCCUAAUUGUUGAUAAGUAUGCACAUCAUUAUCACUU
This is a messenger RNA of Danio aesculapii, 2465 nucleotides long. RefSeq names its product growth factor receptor-bound protein 10-like. The record is from RefSeq and is a predicted model, not a curated record. Gene Ontology annotation, biological process: negative regulation of Wnt signaling pathway; negative regulation of insulin receptor signaling pathway; insulin receptor signaling pathway. Gene Ontology annotation, molecular function: insulin receptor binding. Bases 68 to 1147 code for a protein of 359 amino acids. The transcript is spliced from 11 exons. NCBI's taxonomy places the organism in Eukaryota, Metazoa, Chordata, Actinopteri, Cypriniformes, Danionidae.